Messenger RNA from Mycosarcoma maydis (corn smut), 609 nucleotides. RefSeq lists its product as uncharacterized. The coding region runs from base 1 to 609 and encodes 202 amino acids. The transcript is spliced from 2 exons. NCBI's taxonomy places the organism in Eukaryota, Fungi, Basidiomycota, Ustilaginomycetes, Ustilaginales. The record is from RefSeq and is a predicted model, not a curated record.
AUGCUCAAAAUAGAUGCGCUACGAGAACUCCUCGGCUCAGACCCGGGCCAGCCAAGAAUUCAGGCUUUACUCAAUCAAUUGCACAACUCUUCGAAAAGUAUUGGUCCAGAAGUCAAAGCUUAUCCGGACGUGGUCUAUCACAACUACCGGAGCUUGGGGCUGAGUCUACAGUAUGAAGCUUGUACUUCUGGCGAUGAUGCUUCCAAAUCCACACCUGAGAACUUGCGUCUGGCCGCGAUCGACAUCUACUCGGGGCACGACGACAAGCAUUGGACCUGUUUCUCAGCUCUCCCGCUACAAGUAGACGCGAUUUCAUCCGAGGCUGGAACGCAUCCGCGUAGGUUUCUGAUCAAGUACGAGUCAACAGGCAAAGAUCUGGUAAGUGAUUUGGGCGAGCCUCAACGCAAAGGAGGUGGAGCUAAUGAUCGCUCCGGCCCCGCUGCGUGGAUGGAAUGGUGCCUCGGGCUGAACGCACCUGGGUCAGACAACAAGAAGCGAUGCAAGCUCCAGGUCGAAUUAGCAGGUCCUGCGGCUCGCGGGGCGGAUCGAUGGAACGCCGAAAAGGCCGGAGCGUGCACAUGGGCGGUCAUCACCAUCACAAACAGCUAG